Messenger RNA from Paracoccidioides lutzii Pb01, 5076 nucleotides. RefSeq names its product low temperature essential 1. Gene Ontology annotation, cellular component: plasma membrane. Gene Ontology annotation, biological process: Ras protein signal transduction; positive regulation of GTPase activity. The coding region runs from base 1 to 5076 and encodes 1691 amino acids. The transcript is spliced from 3 exons. Gene Ontology annotation, molecular function: guanyl-nucleotide exchange factor activity. The record is from RefSeq and is a predicted model, not a curated record.
AUGGAAUCUCAUUUCACGGAACGAACAGCUUUGACUCCCGUAAAAUCGGAUGGCAAGCCGCCUUGGAUUUUCACAGGGCGGGCAGCCAAUCAGUUGCACUCGAAACAGCCGUCGAACCACACUCUACAGCCAGGAAGUCAUAGCAUGUCACUAGAUGCGAAAAAGCUGAAUAGAAGCCAUAGUUCAAAGGGAAAGAAAAGUUCCAAUUCACUGCGCCGUGUGAAGAAUAGCAGUGAUGUAUUGAGGCAAAGAGCCUUAAAGCGGUCAAACACAAUCGACGUCACGCCAGAAAGUAUUGGAAAAGCAAUGCUUGGAGGAAGAGAAGCAAGAAACUUCACGGUUGGGAAUGUUGGUCACAACGGGAAAAUGUACUUGAGACCCACGAACCGAAACAAAAUGCAGGACCUGCCAUUCGUGAAAACCGCCACCGCACGCUCCAAACAAUACUUGUGUUCAGAGGCCCACCAGGACGAUGAGCCCAGAUUGGCUAGACAUAGUAUGUGGUCGAACUCCCAAUUGUCAGAGCUUAGACCCCACCUUGUCCGGGAGAACAGCAACAAAAGCACAUAUGAUACGUCAACGAUUUCGGACGACCAAGGGUCAACGCGGCAUUCUCUGGAUGAAAUUCCGACAUCUGAUUCUAAACAGACUCGCAAAGAACUGCGAGUUGUGAUUGAACGGCAUGAAUCGGACCGUCCUAAAUCUGGUGAACCUCCGUUUCCAGCCAUUGAAGUUCCAAUUCCCCACUUCCGCCUCGGAGGGUUUCGAUUUACGUCAGAAGGAAAUCCGACCUUACGCAGUUCCGCUUAUACCAGGACGUCUGUAUGUGGCAACAUUCGAUCAUCUUCAUUGACGGCAAAUGACUUUGAUAUGACGCUGAACCUCUCACAUUUAAACCAAGCCUUAGAGCCUUCUCAGCCAUUUCCGGAUGUGUCAUCAAAAUAUACCCGAUCUCGGGUUUUGUUUGAAAUACCCACAUCGCUACCAGCUCAGGCAUCUGUGUUUUACAAACUGAGAGAGCCAAUCGAACCUUCAAUUUUUAAUUUUCUUGUUGGCGUUAUGGAUGACCCGUCAGUUGUCCGCUAUGUUAAAGGUUCGAACGAAAUAUCCGCCGCAACUCCAGCUCGGAUAGUUGCACAAAUUUCAUCGGACUCAUUUAUGGACUACGAAUUGGUUUCUGACUUUUUCCUAACGUUCCGCACCUACCUCUCCCCAAGUAACCUGCUCUCCCUUUUGUUAGCAAGGCUUGAAUGGGCAAUUAAUAGACCAGAAGAUGACGGGAGGAUUAUCCGAAUUCGAACAUUUGCAGCACUAAGGCACUGGAUUCUUAAUUACUUUGUCGACGAUUUUGUUAUCAAUCGCGACCUUCGAGUUCAAUUUUGCCAAAAACUCAACCAAAUACAUGAGAAUGUGAAAAAUUGCAGCAACAACAGCGCAAGUGACCUGAAAAUCCUUCUUGAUUUAAAACGGUGCUGGAAUGGAAGAUGCGCUCUCUACUGGGACUUGCCAAAUUUCCCCAGUGACACCCACUCUGAUGAGAAAGUCCUUCCGGGAGGUGUUGCAGGAUCCAGAGAUGCUCGCCUAAGUUGCUUAAGCGGUAUCCCCUCCUCUUUGCGGGCCGUUGAAUCGCAAUCUGAAGAAGUUUCCUUACACAUUGCCGUUCCUCCACCCGGGACCAUUCAGCCCAAGGCGAAAGACAUCCGUUCUUCCCAGUCUCAUGUACGCAAUAUAUCGACAGCAUCCGGACAAGAUCUACCGCCAUCAGCAGAUAGUGUAAAAAGCAUUCAAGCAGUUUCAUGUUCACUUCCCUCCAAAGUCCCAAAAAGGGAAUCUGUCCACUCUACCCGUCCGAAGGGGCCAUAUCUCGUUUUGGUAACGACUUCACCACGAACUUCUCCUGCAUCUCCUGCUCCUUUGUCAUCGGCACCCAUGAUCCCUGUAUGGCGUCGACCGGCUCAUUCCCAUAAACGGAGUGGAAGUUUUUCAGAUUCGGUUCGGGAUGAUAGAGCACCCUUACCAGCACUAAACCUUGACACUCAGAGAAAGUCCCUCGUACAAGCGUUGCCUCAGACGGAAAAUAUCAUUCGAGGCAAUGCCUAUGCGCCAAUUGACCCAUCUGUGCCCACAAUCGCACCCCCGUCGCCGACGAUGGAAGCAGCGCACUUUGAUAUCUUGCAAACAGAGACGACAGGGAAGGGGGGGAAUUCUUCCAAGAACCCACCAGCUAUGAAAACCUUCAUUGGAAAUAUUCGUCGAGCUCUGCAAAAUAGGCAUAGUAGCAAUUCUUCAAGCAGCCCGCAGGCAACGAGCCCAAAUCCCAUGGCCCCAUUGAGGGGUAAAACCUCUGCACUUCCCCUCAACGUCGGGGUCGGAUCAGAUGCGUACAGGGAGAAACGGUCAGGUCCCGAUGCUAGAGUCACUCCACGGAUUGACAUUUUGUGUGACGAUGCCCUCCAGAGCUAUCGCCAUUUUACUAUGCAAGAAUCACGGAAGUUAGGACCUGUUGUACCUAAGGUUUCUGACAUUGAAUCAGAGAAAGUAACUCCGCAGCCGGUUGUGGACAGGCUAAACCCGGAAAAUAUCUAUAAAUUUGGGGUCUGGCCAGAGAGGAUACAUAGCCAGCUCUCAGCUGGGAGCAAGUCAAUUGUUAUAGUGGAUGAUACCCGCCCACCGAUCCCCAUGAUGUCUGGGGCUCUGCAAGCUAUCACUAAUUCCAAUGGUUCACGACAAUCCCAAGAAACGCCGUUACAACCUCCUGAAGAAGCCAUUGAUACUUUGGUGAGUGUCCCUGGACCGUCCUUGCAACAUUAUGCUUCGGAUCAUUCUAUAUCUACAACCCGAGAUUUCCGGUGCUCUGAAGAAUACGUUAGACCUUCUAUACCUCGCAGCGGGUCAAAAACUCCAGUAAGAGCUUCAUCGACUAAAAUUCGAAAGUAUGCUUCCUAUCACGGUGGGAUCAUACGACGUGGGGCAAAUUCAAGGGUUGGUUCAACAAGAGAAUCCGCAUCACGUUCUGUAUCUCCCCAUGAAGCUCCGGAGAAACCUCUUGCACGAAUGCUUCGCCGUCGUCCAGGUGGGGACCUUAGGAAAAUACAAAAUGUCCAUGAUUUAGAAGCUGGAACUAUUCAAUCUUUUGUCUCUACGACAUCAUAUACCGAAUCAAUGGGGGAAUCCGUCUUGUAUAUGAAUGGGGGUUAUGGCGAGGAAGUUUCAUCGAUUGAAAAACGCGAUCAUCCUGAGGAAGUUCUCCUUCCAACAAGUUACUCAUUUGUUGGAAAACGUCGUUCGCAACAAAUACGAGCGUCAUUUGAGGCUGCCGUUGCAGGGUUCUCCAAGAUUCCAGACGACGAAGAUGGAGGGAUUGAAUCGACUCUGCUAAAGCUGGAAGGGAAAUGGGAGAAGCCGUCGUCGGCCAUCCGUCAGGAUCAUCACCACAUUGGCGCCAAUUAUGUCGAUAACUGCAUAGAUAACCACAACCAGGAUCCCAAGGGAGAUUUUUAUCAAGAACGGCACACUGCAGAACCUGAUGCUGCGCUUGCGUCCCAGUUGGAUUCAAGAGAUCGAAGAUCGUCUGCAAUGACCGGACAAUAUGCUGAAUCGUUCAUGGGCUCCGAGGAUUCGUACUGCUCAAUCCCACUCCUUGAACGUGGUUUGAAUGACGACUCCAUGAAAAGCCCAAAUUUUAGGGAGUUGAUUCCAGUCUCACAGCCAUUGUCCGGCCCGUAUGAAAAUCAAGCAGUUGAAAAACCACAAUCUUCACAUCCAUCGAUCGAUAUGGUUGAAGAGACAGAGAGUAUGAAGCGAAUUCCCCAAGGUUCAACCAUUCCGAGACCACACACUGUGGAAGCAAAUGGCAAUGAUUGUGUCGACUGUGAUGAAGAUAAUGACAAUGGCUAUUGCUCAGAACUGUCUUCGGAGAUAUCAGUGAUUGAUAAAGAUGAAGUUGUCGACAGACAAUAUGGGAUAGGUGUGAUUAGUGGCAGAAAUAUGGAAUUCCCGAGCCUAGGGGUUCUUUCUCAUCCGUUGACACACCCUCCUUCUCCACCGAUGACCGUGCAACAUCCCGGAUCGACAUCUUCUUAUGCUGCUCCUCUAGAUCCCCUCUCUUUCCAAAGGCAACCGAUUACCCCAGACUUGUCACCCAACUGUAAAAAUCUGCCCAGUAUGAUGGCACCGCGAACAUUGGAUAUGCAACAUUUUUCGAACAAUGUUUUGUUUAGUUCACAGGCCCAGACGCCGUCGCAAGCGCGGAUACCAACCCAAGGAACUUCGACUAUGGCAUCACCGAACUCACAUCAUUUACCAUUUGUUCUAGGCUGUGAAUCCAUGAUUUUGGCCCAGCAGUUUACCCUUAUUGAAAAAGCCGCACUGAACGAAGUUGACUGGAAGGAUCUAGUUGAUAUGAAAUGGAGCCACUCAUCCCAGUCAACGCUAAAUUGGGCAGAUUAUCUCUCCCAGAGUGAUCGUAGGGGUAUCGAUCUGGUCGUCGCCCGGUUCAAUCUAAUGGUGAAAUGGGCGGUGUCGGAGGUUGUGCUGACAAGUAAUAUUGCCGAGAGAGCACAGACGAUCACCAAACUCAUCCAUGUAGCUGUCCACGCGCGGAGGUUACGGAAUUACUCGACCAUGUUGCAGAUUACGAUUGCCCUAUCUUCAGUUGACUGUACGCGGCUGACGAAGACAUGGGAGCUUGUGUCAGACGGCGAGAAGGGGUUGCUUAGGGAUAUGGAGUUGCUGAUCCAGCCGAUUCGCAAUUUCCAUAAGUUGCGGUUAGAGAUGGAAACUACUAACUUGCAGGACGGAUGUGUUCCGUUUAUCGGUCUCUACGUCCAAGACCUAACCUACAACUCCCAAAAGCCUGCCCAGAUAGCGAGCACGCGGGAUGGUGAGCCCCUCGUGAACUUUGAGCGGUAUCGCACUGCAGCGACGAUUGUGAAAAGCCUGCUUCGCCUCAUUGAUGCUAGUACGAAGUAUACUUUCGAGCCUGCCCAUGGUAUCAUCGAGCGCUGUCUUUGGAUAUCUGCGCUGUCUGAUGAGAAGAUCGUGGCUCUGAGCAAAAGCCUUGAGCAUUCUCAGUAG